Ciona intestinalis (vase tunicate) is the source of this 1961-nucleotide messenger RNA. The record is from RefSeq and is a predicted model, not a curated record. NCBI's taxonomy places the organism in Eukaryota, Metazoa, Chordata, Ascidiacea, Phlebobranchia, Cionidae.
CUGAUUAAAUUACAAGGACAUAGCGUCUAUUAAAGUUAUGAUGUGUAAAACAUGAAAGCAAUCAGUUUUAUAAAGCUCACUGGCUGCAUUUUUAUCUUUACGGAGCAUUUUUCGGCGCCGCGAAUUAAGUUCCAAAUAAUACGCGCGACGGUCUUGGAUUAAAAUUGUCUGUAGCAUUGAAAACAAAGCUCGGUUCCUACAACGAGAUCAAAGAAACUGCGUUUAUGUCCUUUUGAUAUCAAAGAAAAUCUCAAACGGUCAGCAGGCGAUUGCCAUUGUGAUAUCAUAAUGUGCAAACAGCUGUGACCAUUGAGAUAUUAUUUGUUCACGACUGCAGAAGCCCGGAAUUUUUACUGAAUAACCUGCGCGGUUAGAUAAAAGAUUUUUACUGAAGAAGUUGUAAAAACGUUAUUUGCUUGUUCACGUUGUGUUAUGAUCCCCCUUUUUCAAUUGUUUAAACUCCUGGUUAAGGGUUGGGCUUACGUGCAAAAAACGCACCCUUUUUACGAGCGUUAUAUAUAACGGUAAAGUUAUGAGCGAUCCUGCCUAUAUGCUCCGUAUGUUAGGUUUGGAUAUACGUGUACGUGACUUAUAACUAAAUCUGAAUACCGAAGCAAUCGAUGAAAACGAGAUGGAAUUGGCAAAUCGAAGGGACGAAGAAGUAUCUAUACAAUCGCGUAACGGAAAAGGCUCGCAAGAUGUCGCCCAAGUGAGGGUAAAAGACCCUCCGCCAACCCCGCCUCAAUGGCAGCUGUACAUGCAUAUCGCUUUUUUCGCCAUGUGUGGCUGCCUAUGUAGAAUCGGCACAGACAAAAUAUUUGGAACUCUUGCCGUUAUUGAAAAUUCCGGUGAAGUUGUUAAUCUUUCUUUUAUAUCAAACAUGGUGGGGAGUUUUGUGCUUGGAGCACUCAACGCAUCGCCAAUGGGUAGCACUCGGCUAGGAGCAAUGUACAAAGGUCUCACUACAGGGUUUUGCGGUUCAUAUACCACAUGGUCGAAAUGGAACCAGCAAUUAAGCUUGGCUCUAGUCGGUGAAACGAAUACCGUGUCUCAGUCGCAGGUUCUGUCCAUCGUAUCUUGGUUCAUCGGCUUCCAUAGCUUUAUUGGUUCCUACUGCGUUGGUCUGGAUUUUGGAAAAGAUGUCGGCGGUCGAAUCGGCAAAAAAGUAUCGCCGAAUGGACCAAAAAUCUCCAACAUUGCGGUAGCCGUGUUAUUGUUCUCUGCGGCGGCUGGAUUCAUUGUAGGCGUGAUUGUAGACCCUACUCAAACUGGGAAGUCCAUUUGGAUGGCUGUUUUGUUUGCACCAUUUGGCGCAUGCAUUCGGGCGUACUUGGCCAAGUACAAGUAUGAGCGGUUUAUGCUACCGUUGGGUACAUUGCUUGCAAACCUCUUGGGCGCCCUCGUGUUGGCGGCUAUACACGUAAUAAACGUCCGCGCGGUGACGUGCGGGAGCGGUACAAUAUGCUGGGGGUCAGUGGUGACUUAUGGUAUUGGAACUGGUUUUUGUGCGUGUCUUACUACAGUUUCUACGUUUAUGAGCGAAAUCUACAAACUUAGGCCAGCGAACCCGAAGUUUGCUUACGGCUACGCUAUUCUCACCGUCGUUAUAUGCCAAGUGCUAUGUGGUAUUAUAAAUGGCAUUAACUACAACUACGACACUUAUUAAAAACCUAUUCCUCCAGAACAAAUGAAGUCGAUUACGUCAUGGUGGUGUAUUAUGACGUACCGCUUCUGCUAUUGUUGUAAAAUCGCAUGCUUUAAUAAACUAACAUAUAUUUUGUAUAACCGUUUGUUUUUUUUGUACGAUAUAAGAGCACCUUUUUCCUUCAAGUUUGAUUUUUCUUUUACACACUAAUAUUGUAAUUUACUAAGCCAAUGUUGAAUCGCACUAACUUAGGAAUAACUGCGUAAUUUAAAUGCUCGUUUUUUUAAUUGCUAAUGAAGUUGAAAUGUAACUAUAA